Messenger RNA from Truncatella angustata, 1623 nucleotides. RefSeq names its product heterokaryon incompatibility protein-domain-containing protein. NCBI's taxonomy places the organism in Eukaryota, Fungi, Ascomycota, Sordariomycetes, Amphisphaeriales, Sporocadaceae. The transcript is spliced from 2 exons. The record is from RefSeq and is a predicted model, not a curated record. The coding region runs from base 1 to 1623 and encodes 540 amino acids.
AUGCGUCUUCUUAAUGCAGAGUCAAGACAAUUGUGCGAGUUCUUCGGCAGCGAGAUCCCCGAAUAUGCCAUUCUGUCACAUACUUGGGGAAAAGACGAAGUCAGCUACAGAGACAUCAGAAAAGUCCCAAAUCAUAGAGAGAAGGCCGGCUAUGCAAAGAUCAAUGGUUGCUGCGUCCAGGCGAUGCGAGAUGAUAUUUCUUGGGUCUGGAUAGAUACUUGCUGUAUCGACAAGAAAAGCAGCGCUGAGCUUUCGGAGACGAUCAACUCCAUGUAUCGCUAUUACGAGGAAUCAAAGGUGUGCUAUGUAUACCUCGCCGAUGUGGGCAAACGCCAGCAAGACGGGCUGGGAUUCUGGACAGAGGUACGCCAGAGCCGUUGGUUCACUAGAGGUUGGACGCUCCAAGAGCUGCUAGCACCAAAGAGGCUUGCUAUGUUCAACCAGCACUGGGUCUUGCUCGAUCGUUGUACCUACGGACCGCUUUUCCACCUUGAUACUGAAUGGUCUGUGGCUAUCACCGAGGCCACUGGAAUAUCCAGCGACUACUUCCGACCACCUCGUAAUCCGGUCACAGAGGCAACGGUGGCGGAGCGGCUGUCAUGGGCAGCACGACGAGAAACCACAAGGCGCGAAGACAUGGCAUACUGUUUACUUGGUUUAUUCCAGUUGAAUAUGCCUCUACUUUACGGUGAAGGCGAUCGUGCUUUCGUGAGGCUGCAGGAGGAAAUUAUCAGAACGACAAAUGACCACACCAUUCUUACCUGGGGACUAGGAUAUUCUCCCGGAUCAUUCAUAUCAGGACACAGACUUUACAAACCCGACUGGCAGUUGCAAUCCCCCCUGGUGCCCUCUCCCGACCUCUUCGAGGACUGGGGUUCUAGCCCUGCUCUGAAAACAUUCCUAUCAGCAGAUCUACCUGGAAAAAUCCAAGUUUUAGGACGUGGAUUCCCUUACACCAUGACAAAUUCAGGCAUCCAAAUGGAGUUGCCACUGAUUUGGCUAGACAAGGCUAAUGGCGUGGCGCUUGCCAUUCUCAAUUGCGGCACGCAUUGGAAUUCUGCCAACGGUUCAUAUGUAUCUCUUCCUCUGGUCUUCUCCGUUGAAGCCCAAGGGGCUGUUGGCCUGGAGUCUUUUUCGAUCGCAUCAAGAGCCCAUGGAAUUCUUCCUUUCCUGGUGCCCCAUGCGAUAGACCAAUUUGCCGAGAGGACGACUUUGUUUUUGACAGAAAGCAUCGCUGCGUACUCAUGGAAUUACCAGCCUCGCCCGAAAGGGAGAAGCUCUGAUAUAUUCCUCCACGUCGCCCCCCUAGUAUCCCUCGGCUUCUAUUUGACGGACUUCUGCCCGCCUCAUCUUUUCACAGAUGAGAUCGAAGACAUGAUCUACAAUUCGGUCCUUCUCAUGAGAACCGAUAGGUGCCCUGGCCUGUUAAGGUUCGAGCGACCAGAUGGUGUUAGCAUUCUGCUACUAGUAUAUACGCAAGUAUACUCGUAUUCCCUCAAUGAUCCGGAUGCGCUUGAAGUUGUCGGCUCUUUCCGCAAGAUCCUCCCGGUUUUCAUGGGGUACAUCCUUCCAAUACCAUGUCCACGAACCAGGGAGACUCAAGAAAGGUUCGGCCACUCUUGA